Messenger RNA from Pocillopora meandrina, 194 nucleotides. NCBI's taxonomy places the organism in Eukaryota, Metazoa, Cnidaria, Anthozoa, Scleractinia, Pocilloporidae. The record is from the annotation of a GenBank genome assembly.
AUGGCACUGGAUAUUUCGCAAAACAACGUCAACUUAACGAGGAAAUUUUCUUUGUGGAACUCGUUAAACAAGAGAAUGUCGUGGAAAUAAGACAAAGCUCCGCUGACCACAUCCUGCAGCACGACCUACUACCCGUCCGGUUAGAUCAUUUGGGAGGGCCCGGAUCGGUAUCCGUCCGAUUGGAUUUCGACUAA